AAAAACUAUUUUUGCGUCAAACAAAAAAAUAUUUUUUAGCUGCAACAAGGAUUACAAGUGCAACAUAAAUGUAGUUAGUUUAAUUUCGAGAAAAUGAGUUAAAAGUUGCUUUCAAAUUAUUAAAACAAUAAAUAAAAAAUCACUUUGAAAAGUGUUUAAAAGUUUAACAAAAUGAGUUCCAUACUGGACAUGAGAACGGCUAAGCCCACCGUUUGGGAGGAGCUGAGCAAUUUGUUUCUGCCUCUAAAGUACAUCAUCACCAGCGAAAGAUUUGAUGCUUUAGUGGAGAAUAUUAAUUUCAAUUACCUGGUGAAUGCAAUGUUCUGGAUAUUUUUGUUCUUCAGUUUCGGCUUUGUAGGAUUCCAGAAACUAUUUCAGAUUUUCUUAAAGUCUUCAAACAUCAAAUAUUACAAACACAAACAAUUUGCUAGAUCUAUUUGGAAUAUUGCCUUCUAUACAGCCUGCACUUUGUUCUUAUAUUUCUAUAAUGAAUUGGUUAUUUUGCCGCAACUCUUAAAGAAUCAAGGACGCUACUCUUUGUUUUAUUCAUCGGAAAAUCUCAUAUUUUACAAAUCGCAACAAUGUGAAAAGUUUCAAUUUUAUUCGAUUUUUAUCAUAACAUUCUAUUUGCACGGUGCCAUGCUGGACUUUAAGGAGUCGGAUUAUUUGGAAGCGGCUUCGAAAAGUUUGUAUUUGAUGUCAUUGGUGGCCAUCGAUGUUUAUAGAUACGAAAACUAUUUCGUGGGCGUUAACUUAAUACUUGGUAUCUAUAAUAUUAUAACUGAAAUUCUAUCGUUAUUUGCUUUACAAAAUUCAAAAAGAAAUUUAUUGGUCUAUCAAAUAUUUCUGGGUUUGCGUAUAGCCUCAUGGUCUCAUGUCUUUAUCAGUCUCUUGCCCUUUAAGUAUUUGGUGCCCACUCUAUUUGCCAAAAAUUUCAAAUUUAUCUUAAAUAUUGUAAUUUGGCUUUGGUAUGGUUUGAGUAUUUGGAACUCGCCCGUAUUGCAAUAUUUCUAUCAUCAAAUCUAUCACAAUUCACCGGUAGAUUGUUCGGGUGAAGGUUCAGCGGCCAAGUGUAUACUACUCAAAGACUCUAGUGAGCAUAGACAUUUCAAGGCCUUGAAAAAAGCUUAUUUAGAGGUUAAGCUGGCUCAGGAAAAGAUGAGCGCCAGUAAUUUGAGUGCCACGGGCACGGAGAGUUCUUCGGCUAAAGCUUUUCAAGCUAUUAAGUGCAUUAUGACCUUAAAACGCAAAUUGAAACGCAUACGCGAGGGUCGUGGCAGUGAAGCCGAAGAUGACAACGAUGAUGGUCUUUCAACUGAGUGCUGAAUUAAUUAAUUUAAUGUUACUGUGACACCAAUUACAAUUUCCUUCUCCUAUCGCAAUCUUAUAAUGACAAUAUUUUCUAGCAAAUUGUGUUUAGUUAAAAUCUUAUUAUUAAUAAUCUUAGUUAGUUAGCCAGCAUGUGUAUGACAAUUGUUUAAUAAUCUAGCUUCCUAUUUCGAAUCUAAGCUUAAUCUUUAUAUAAUAAAAACGUGAUUUUUCUACAUAUGUAUAUUGGCUGCUUGUAAAUGUUUUAAGCUAAUAUUAUGCAAAACAUUUAUAAAUAAAUAUUGAAAAUAUAUUCCUAAUAAAUUCGAUUAUUACACCUUA
Molecule: messenger RNA, 1650 nt
Organism: Calliphora vicina (urban bluebottle blowfly)
Lineage: Eukaryota; Metazoa; Arthropoda; Insecta; Diptera; Calliphoridae
Exons: 5
Coding region: 172-1326 (384 amino acids)
Source: RefSeq, a predicted model, not a curated record